AGCCUGGAAUGACCACUACUGGUGUUACACAAAUACGGCAGCAAAUUCCAAAUAUUAUUCGUCCAUCCCAAGGCACAUCAAGUAUCAGGCCUGCAGUGAAUAUAUCGUCAAUUCAGCGUCCAGGUGUGGCUAUACAACAACUAUCGCAGCAACAGAAUAUAGUCCCUCAACCCACACAAACUAUGGUUUCGGAGCAGACCCCACAACUGAGCCAAAGUAUGUUGGAAAAUGUGAAAAAAUGUAAAAACUUCCUGUCUACACUCAUCAAACUUGCAUCCAACCAACCACAAGCAACUGUGAAAAAUGUGAAAGAUCUCAUACAAGGUUUAAUUGAUGGUAAAAUCGAGCCUGAGAUGUUUACCGCGUCAACUACAGAUUGAGCUCAAAUCAUCUCCUCAACCCUACCUUGUGCCUUUCUUGAAGAAAAGCCUGCCAUAUCUUCGACAAUCGUUACUACAGAAUAAGAUGCAUAUUGAAGGUGUAAAAGCACCACCCCUAGAAGUCCUCCAGAAGUAUCCCCCUAUGCCUAUCACCCCCACUACAAGCCAUACAUCCACAGUGUCUACCUUACAUACACAGAAAUCUGGGAAGGCCAAUCUUCAACAUCACCAAAAAGGGGGCAGUGCAAUAGGAGUAGGGGGUUCUGGGAUAGGGCCGUCAUCAAUGUCCAUGUUACAUAAUUCUGGAGUUCGAAGACAAGCAGAGUCACCAGCUCCAUCUCAUCAUAAAGAAAAACGAAAGUUUGAAUCUCUAAAAGAAGAUGACGAUAUCAACGAUGUAGCAACUAUGGGAGGAGUCAAUCUGUCUGAGGAGAGUCGCAACAUUUUAGCAACAAAUUCUGACCUAGUUGGGACCCAUAUACGUUCUUGUAAAGAUGAGCAGUUCCUAAUAAGCCAGCCUCUUGUAAAUAAAAUCAAUGCAAUAGCACGACGGCACGGCUUGGAUGACAUAUCCCCAGAUGUCGCUAAUUUAGUGUCCCAUGCAACCCAGGAGCGAUUACGAAGCAUCGUUGAAAAAUUAUCAACUGUAGCAGAACAUAGAUUAGAAAUUUUUAAAGCUGACUCUAAGUAUGAGGUGACAACAGAAGUGAGGCCUCAGUUAAAAUUCUUGGAGGAACUUGACAAAGUUGAGAAACGAAGACAUGAGGAUUUGGAGAGAGAAACUUUACUACGCGCAGCAAAGAGUCGGUCAAAACAUGAAGAUCCUGAGCAGCUGAAACUGAAACAACGAGCCAAAGAGAUGCAGGCCAUGGAGAUGGAGGUCAUACGUCAAAAAGAGGCUAAUUUAACAGCAUUAGCUGCGAUUGGACCUCGGAAGAAAAAGAAAGUUGAUUUGGACAGUUCUCAAAGUGGUCUAGGGGCAUCAGGAAGUUCAUCCAACAUGGGAACAUCACCUCGUGUAUCUGCAAGACAGCGAGUGAAGCGUGUCAACCUCAGGGACCUCAUAUUUUUAUUAGAACAAGAAGCACCAACUGCGAAAUCAAACUUAUUGUACAAAGCAUAUCUAAAAUAGCACUAUAUAUGCAUAGAAUUAGGAAAUUAUAGUAAUAAAAACAAUAUCUAAAAGAUGGCAACAUGGUUAAUCGAUAGAUUUCUUCACAGACUGUGAUUCUCCGAGAAAUUGCACAUCAGCUAGGAUAUGAGAGGGAGAUUAUUUUUGCCAAAAAGUUUAUUCCUGUAUAUAUAUACAACUUGCAACUAGAAGUAUAAGACUGUCAUUGUGGUCAUGCUUUGUAAUGCAAAAUAGCAAGGAAACGAAUGAAAUAAGCCAGGAAAAGUACAUGGAUUUGAGAUGCUUAAUUGAAUAGAAUAUUGCAACAAAAUCAGGUUAUUCAUAUGAAUAUUUAUCUUACUUUCAAGUUGGUCAUGCUUUUCUUCAGCUCUUAUAAAAGUCUGCCGAUGAGUAUCCAUGUUAAGACCGUCAUGUUAUUGAAACAUACCAGACCACAUGAUAAAAUCCAGUGAUAUACUCCAGACUGCUUAGCUUUAAUUAAAACCAAUACAAGAAUGUUUACUCAUUUUGUUAAUGGUUAGUUAACAUCAAAACCUGUGUAUAUGCAACACUCUGUACUCACGUCGAUUGUUCCUUGUAAACAAGUGUUCCUUACAUAAAGGUUCAUUAACAUAUUUCUCAGUGGUGAUCCUUACAGAGAGGUGUUCCAGUAGAUAGGUUUUACUGUAUGUGCAUAUAUGUUUUCCUUGGUUAUUCCUCUUCACAAUUAAAGAAAAACAGGACCAGUUGGAGAUAAUUCAAGAAUACUAUACUAUAAGUUAUUGAAUGAUUUGAAGUGCAAUACAGGAGAAAUUCUGCUCAAGAAAUUCUGUAUUUGAAUGAGAUGAAUUCAAGA
Owenia fusiformis is the source of this 2347-nucleotide messenger RNA. The record is from the annotation of a GenBank genome assembly. NCBI's taxonomy places the organism in Eukaryota, Metazoa, Annelida, Polychaeta, Sabellida, Oweniidae.